Cladophialophora immunda is the source of this 3352-nucleotide messenger RNA. RefSeq lists its product as uncharacterized. Lineage: Eukaryota; Fungi; Ascomycota; Eurotiomycetes; Chaetothyriales; Herpotrichiellaceae. The coding region runs from base 151 to 1683 and encodes 510 amino acids. The transcript has a single exon. The record is from RefSeq and is a predicted model, not a curated record.
GACCAUACUUCUUGUUCAGCGCUGUCGUAGUGAUCCGCUCAGUCGCUGUGACAUCAACUAUGCCAGGACACUGGGGGGAUUCAAGCAAAGGCCACCUCCUUGCCUUGAAGAACCGCAAAAGAUUCCCACCGCACAACAAACACAGACAUCAUGCCAAACAAGAAAUCCAAGCCUAAUGCCUCCAAGGGCAAGAGUCCUGCUCAACCGCCUGGUCCGGCCAAGGCGGCGCCCUCUGCACCCGCUGCAGCUGUCGAAGAAACAACUCCCUACAUCCCUCUGACCCUCCCGACGCCGAGCCUCACGGAUGACUUUUGGACGAAGAAUGCCCGCGCGAAAGCUCUGAUCCUGUCAACUUUGGUGCCCGGGAGUGAAGCAUGGAAGAUCGCCGAGCCGAUUGAGAUCGCGUCAGAUAUUUGGAGGGCGCUGGAAAAUUACUUCACUCCAAUGCGGCUGAAGGCAAGGGCAAAACAAGCAAGUGUCGCAAAUCCAAGCAGCGCCAUCCCAGGUGCUACUGCGGGUGCGAGUUCGGUUACCGACGCUGGUGCUGGUGCAAGUAAGAGUGAAGUGGAACUUGUCAAUGGCAAACCCUCAUCGUCUACGAACUCCACCUCAGGCUCUGCUGCAAAGAAGUCACUGGAAAAAGUGGACAAGAGCAUCGAUCUGCCGAAGAACAAACCUCCAAAACAGCAGCAACAGGAAGGAACCACAUCAUCUGGACCUUCGGGUCAGGCCCCUUCGAACGCAGAACAUACUCGCAAAGAGCCACAAACCUUUGACCUCAAGACCUUCGAUCUCGAAAACUUCGACCCCGAAACAUUCGAUUACACGCUUAUCGUAGACGAGGUGGAGAAAGCAGAGCGGGCCUUGGCUGAAAUCAAGGCUGAGGUUCAGGCUGAGCGUCACGGUCGAGUUGAACCAGACCCCGAAGAACAGGCCAAAUUCCAGGCUCGGAUCGAGUCUCUUGCUCAACUUCGGACGGAAAUUCGAGCCUGGUCGGCGGAACAAGCCCAGCUGAAGGCCGAAGGGAGGCAUCCAUCUCAAAUUCCGUGUCAAUGUGACGCCCCAGGUGAAGGCAACUCAGUGGUUAACGCUCAAGCCCCAGUCACAGCUCAAGCUCGAGGCCAAGCUCAGCUUCAGUCGCAAGUUGAGGAUCAACCCAAAGCUCAACCCAAAGCUCCAGCGCCAGCUCCAACUCAACCCAAAUCUCAACCUCCAGCUCCAGCUCGACCCAAAACUCAAGCGCCAGCUCCAGCGCCAGCUCCAGCGCCAGCUUCAGCGCCAGCUCCAGCUCCAACCGACGGGCAAGCUGCGCCCUCCCAACCCGCCGCGCCGGCGAUUCCACGACUGUCGACGCUGACCCCGUCGGGCCGCUGGAAAGCGCACCCGGUCAAGCAUGACAGCUACCUGAGCGAACACCAAGCGCUGGUCUUCGCGCAGGACGACCAGGACCGCAAGAAGCAGAUCCAGGUCGCCGCCACCAAGGUGCUCAUGCAGAAGCUCCCGACGCGCGACCUGAGGCUCUUGUGGGCCGUACUGUACGGCGGCGAGGAGGCCCCGUGGCCCGGAUCGUGCUCGGCCAUCAUCCCCGGCGUGACCACCCUGCAGUGGCAGAACAAGAGCUACGAGAUGGACCACAAGACGCUGGGAUGGAGUUGGAACAGUAAAGGGGAUGAGAAGGGGUGAGAAAGGGGGGUGGGUGGAUCGCCAUGACUGAAAACAAUAAAUUCCACUUGCUGCGUUCAAAGGGUAUCAUCGACAAUGCGACAGGAUCCGAUGCUGAGACCGAGACCCAACUCCUGCGCAGCCAGUGCACGCAGGCACUCUCCGCUUCUUACUCGGCGCGAAACUCAAAAUCCUCCAACCCAAGAGAGCAGCAAUCCCACCAAGACAACCCACAGAGUGCUCGGCACGGUGACCCGGUCAGCAGCACUCUUCUCCCUGAUAUAGGAGACAUUCUGCGCCAACGAGAUGAUAUCCCUCGUUGCAUGUCCCGUCUGUGCCAACUGCCUCAAUUGGUCCCCAAACGUGGCGAGGAUCUUGGUGCUCCGGCCCGCAGGACAAAACACGACUUCGAAUCCUCCGCCCUGGGGAAUGAUGAAGGUGGAGGUCUGGUCGUCAUAGGCAUAGCUGUAUGCAUCGGGACACAGCUUCUUCGCUUGCUGCGAGUAGAGGCUCGGGGAGCAGGUGGCGGGCGUACCGUGAUUACCAGUACAGCAGUACUUAGCUUUGUUCCACUUUGCACAGGCGCUGAGGCAGGGGUUGAAGAUGGGUCGUUGGAUGUUGUCAUCGGGGUAAGGAUAGACGCCGUCGCCCGGCUUGGUGGGCGGAGUGAGUUGCAGCGGCCACGGGCACCAAUCCUGCACGAAGGACGAAGUCACGGCCUGGUCGAGCGGGAGGGGGUACGUGGAAUUUGAGCCAAAGUCGGCGUCCGGGGCGUCACCCACGGGGGCGAGAAGGGACGAGGUGCCGAUGCAGACGGGGUUGGUCAGGUUGGGAGGGAUAUCGGUCAGGUUUGCGUCGCCGGUCUGGCUGAGCAAGGAGAUGAUGCCCAUGGGGAUGUUGUAGCCGUCGACCAGCGAGAUGUCGUAGAAGCACUGGUUGGUGUCGGACGACAUGGUGAACUCGGCCAGUGUUGCUGGUGCUUGACCCUGAAGCAGAGCAUGAUAUCCAAAUCAGCAAAAAUAUCCCACUCAGCAAAAGUCUCCUACAAUAUCCGACUCUCCCUCGACUAAUAUCCUCCCCCGUUCACUCCUGCAAUGUGUGAAGGAAUAGCAGCAGAAGGCACUCACCGCACCCUGACACUCCAAAAACAUCCCGCAGUCCCCGGUCUGGCACGGACUGCCUCCCUGCCCGCUCGCCGGGGCCGGCGCGGACCCCGACCCCGACCCCGUCGUGGGGAAACUGCAGUUCGUGCGCGCCCACACGCGGCCCUUCCAGUCGAGCCCGACGGUCUGCGGGUUCGUGGCACCGGGGGCGAGCAGGAAGCCCGAGCUCGCGGGGCCGGUGCCGGACUGCGUCAGGAUGGCUGGCCAGAUAGGUUCUUUGCAGUUGUUGGUCACGCGCAGGGGGAGCAGGGGGACGUCCCCCGCAGCGGCCGCGGCGGCGAGUUGGACGGUGGAGAGGAGGAGGAGGAGAACGACGACGGCGACGAGGGCGGAGAGCGGGAAUGGUGCGUGGGACGACGUCGUGUGGAAUUGGACAUGGUCUCGUGGGCUGGACAUCUUGGGGUGCUUCUUCCCGUUUGCACACCGGUCUCGGGCCAUAGCUAAUAGCUGGAAAGUGAUGGCAACAGCGAAUACCCCCUUGUGCAUGCACUCACUCUCCCCCUGCGUUCUGGCCUUAUCGAUGAUCC